AGGCAAGAGGGCAGGUAAGCGCUGGCGGUGAGGCGAACGGACGUGGCUGCAGGGCGCGGGUUUCGCGAGGCCUUCGAGCUUCGUACCCCCUAGCAGUCCCAGAGAUUCCGGGGAUCGAUCUCCUCCGACCUGGAGCCUACCCCCGCCGCUGCGGCGUCACCGGGGCAAGAAACCGUCCAGGCCCCUGGUGGCGGAAGGGAAGGAGUGGGCUGGGGGGAGGGGAAAGCAGAGGAGAGAGGGCGGUUCUUGCCCCCGAAGGGUUGGGAAGGGGGAAGGGGGUGUAGCUGCGAACUGUCAACCUUAUCACCUGCAACCCCAGCCCCCAGACCUGCAGCCUCGGUCCAUUCUUCUCCGAGCCCCUUCUAGCCAGGUGUGUUCAAAGAAUCAUACAGAGCCUCAGCCCGCGAAGGGACCUUGGAGAUCAUGUAGCCCAAUCCGCACACUUUGCACAUGGGGAAACUGAGACCCAGAGAUAAGGCACUGAUCUAAGGUCACAAGGACCACAAUUAACAAAGGCAAAAUUGAACCCAGGAUUCCUGAUUCCAGAUCCACUGCUCUUUAUACUAUGCUGUUGUCCGAAGGUUCUGCUGGUUAACGUUUGAAAAUGGCAGAAAUCCUGGAAUUCAGCAUGAUGUAAUAGUAAGAGCUCACUUUGAAAUUGGAAGACUUGAGUUCAAAUCCCAUCUGCAACACACUGCAUGCCGGACGCUGGAGAAGUCAUUUUCCUUCCUUCUGCCCUCUUGUGUAAAAUGAAGAGAAUGGACUAAAUGAUCUCCAAGGACCUUCACAGUUCUGAAUCUUAGGAUUCUACUGCUAUGAAGGUACAGAAUCAUAAUUUGCAGAAGGUGUAAACAGAAGUCACCUGUGUGACCCAGGGUUAGACGCAGACUUCUUGUCAGUAUUCUUAAAACCAUGAUUCCCACUGUUUCAAUCCCACGAUUAAUUGAACUCUUGAUUCCAGCUAGUGGGAGUUCAAAGGGACAUUUUGUGGCAGAACUUCUCCUCUAGGUUAGGAUCAUACCCUUGAAUAGCCAUAACUUCCACCUAAAACAGUAUUAGGGGAUCUAUCAUCUGUUAAUGUGUCUAAAUUCAUCCUCAGCCACUUCGUAUUUCUCACCUGGACUACUUCCUGAGGUAGAUGUGUAGAACAUGGAGUUACUGAAUAACAGAGCUGGAAGAGACCUCAAAGAUCAUCUAGCCUAGCCCCAAGACACUACAUGGUGUCGUUGAAAGAGUACUGAGCAUAAGAUCCAGGAGACGUUGGUUUAAAUCCCAGCUUUAACACUAGCUUUGUGGCAGUGGGUUGGACACAUUCAGCUUGCUUAGAAGUCAACAUUUUCCAAGAUGGGUGAAAGAAAAGGUGUAAACAAGUACUACCCUCCAGACUUUGAUCCAGCAAAGCAUGGCUCUCUCAAUCGAUACCACCACAGCCACCCACUUCGGGAGAGGGCACGGAAACUUUCUCAGGGCAUUCUUGUCAUCAGAUUUGAGAUGCCUUAUAACAUCUGGUGUGAUGGCUGUAAGAACCACAUUGGCAUGGGUGUUCGUUACAAUGCUGAAAAGAAGAAGGUUGGCAAUUAUUACACAACCCCAAUCUACAGGUUCAGAAUGAAAUGUCACCUCUGUGUCAACUACAUUGAGAUGCAGACAGAUCCUGCCAAUUGUGACUAUGUGAUUGUGAGUGGUGCCCAGAGGAAGGAAGAGCGCUGGGACAUGGCAGACAAUGAACAGAUCUUGACCACAGAGCAGGAGAAGAAACAGAAGCUGGAGACGGACGCCAUGUUCCGCCUGGAGCAUGGCACCACAGACCAGAGCAAGUUGCAGAAGGCCAUUCCCACCCUGUCCAACAUCCAGGAAGCCCAGAGCGCCUGGAAGGAUGACUUUGCCCUUAACAGCAUGCUAAGGAGGAAGUUUAGGGAAAAGAAAAAGGCCAUAAAGGAAGAGGAGGAAAAAACACUGGCCCUACAGACCAAGGCAAACCUCAGUAUCCCCCUGGUGCCUGAAACAGAGGAGGACCGGAAGCUUGCUGCCCUGCUCAAAUACCACAGCCUGGACUCAUAUGAAGACAAACAGAAAUUGAAACGGACAGAAAUCUUCGGCCGCUCCUGGUUCCCUUCUACCCCAGUACCUGGGGCCAGCAACAGCAAGGUGAACAGUGUCCUCAAGAAGCUGGCGAUUAACCGAAAAUCCAUGCCCAGUGGGUCCUCCAUCACUAGCAGCCACCUAGGAAUUGUUCGUAGGAGGUCUAGGGAUGGCCUGGAGAGUCCUCAAGAGUCAGGUGACGCUCCAGAGCUAAGUGGAAUGAAGGAGGAGGAAGAAAACCCCGUAGGAGGAUCUUCAUCAGAUAAAGAUUAUUCCCCAGAUGUGGAGACACAGUCAGGCCCUAGCAGCGCCUCUAUCCUCAGUUCUUCACUAGUGGCAGACUAUUCAGACUCUGAGAGUGAUUAAUGUUGUCAUUCACUCCAUCCUAGGCUGGUCUCACACCUUUGCCUCCCUCUCCAAGAAAUUCAGGGUUACCUCUGCCAUCUAAAGUGUGUGCUUACUCCCCAGGAGGCUUCCACUCAACAAAGAAACUUUAUAUGGGCUGCUUCUUACCAGGCCUUCCAAGAACCAAGAAAUUCUGUCUCUUCCCCCCUUCCUUCCUGCCACCUCCAUGUCUCUGUAAAUAAUUGGGUUUUUAUUUAUUUAACUGAGGAGGGAGUGUGUGGUGUCUGGCUUGAAUCUCUGACAUGAGUUAUUAAACCCCCACCUAUUCAAUCCA
Molecule: messenger RNA, 2761 nt
Organism: Trichosurus vulpecula (common brushtail)
Lineage: Eukaryota; Metazoa; Chordata; Mammalia; Diprotodontia; Phalangeridae
Gene: YJU2B
Product: coiled-coil domain containing 130
Exons: 10
Coding region: 1345-2448 (367 amino acids)
Biological process (GO): mRNA splicing, via spliceosome
Cellular component (GO): U2-type spliceosomal complex; post-mRNA release spliceosomal complex
Source: RefSeq, a predicted model, not a curated record